AGGUUGUCACUUCCCAUCCUUGGUUGUGUGUUCAUAACUUAGAGCCUGAGAGAAACUAACCUGGGGAUUCAGAAGUUCCUGAUGAGGAAAGCUUCAAGUUUCCUGACUAAAUGACUUUUCAGGCUUCCAGAAGUUGAUUAGCCUCCAGAGAGAAGGAUGAAAGUUCUGUUCAGCUUUUCUUUGCCAGUAUCCCUUGUGUAUCUUUGAACUUUUAGAAAUUGUACCUUAGUGGAUAGCUAACUUUCCUUGGGGGCAGAUAUAGGAAAGAUAGAAGGAAGCAGAGAAUAUAAGAGAAGGAGACAAGUGAACUUUCCAUAACAACAUGAUUGCUGGAUGUUUGCUUAAGCUUCACUGUGCGUGGACAGUGUUCUUCCUUAUGAAUGGGAAAAGGAGCCGCUGGUUCUGUCUUAUUGCCUUCGGUCUGGACUAGCCAGGAGAUUGUCAGUGUGGGUAGUCCCUGGAAAGGCAAUGAAUUUUCUAGUUGUGUCCCUUGUCUGGAGAUGUCUUCCAGGGGCUGUGAGCUACAGAACAGUAAAGCACCAUCAUGGAAGUGCUUGGCUUGUCACCUUCUAAGGACCCAGAUACACUGAAGAGAAACUGAGGAGCUGUACAAAGGGUGAAGACUUCUCAGGACAGAUGGAAAUUGAAGAUUAAAGUUUGACCCCCCUCACUCAGUCUGACCUCUUCCUUGCUUGCUUGCAGAAAACUUAUUCAGUAAGGUUUCACAAGGAACAAGGACUCAGAACUAAAUGUUGGGGAAUCACACUAGUGCCACUGAAUUUUAUCUUGUUGGUUUUCCUGGCUCUGUAAACCUACGCCACAUCCUUUUUGCUACCUUCUGCUUUUUUUACUUAGUGACCUUAGUGGGAAACACGGUCAUCAUUGUGAUCGUCUGUGUUGAUAAACGUCUUCAGUCCCCCAUGUAUUUCUUCCUUGUUCACCUCUCCAUCCUGGAAAUCCUGGUUACAACUGUUAUUGUGCCCGUGAUGCUCUGGGGGCUGCUGCUCCCUGGAAUGCAAAGUAUAUCUUUGGCUGGGUGUGUUGCCCAACUUUUUCUGCAACUUGCUCUGGGGACCACGGAGUUUUCUUUGCUUGGAGCAAUGGCCGUGGAUCGUUAUGUAGCUGUCUGUAACCCUUUGAGGUACAGUGUCAUCAUGAACAGUCGCACCUGCAACUCUGUGGUAAUUGUGUCAUGGGUCUUUGGGUUCCUUUUUCAAAUCUGGCCAGUUUAUGCCACAUUUCACCUUAACUACUGCAAAUCAAAUGUGGUGGAUAAUUUCUUCUGUGACCGAGGCCAGUUGCUCAAAUUAUCCUGCAAUAAUACUAUUUUCAUAGAGUUUAUCCUUUUUCUAAUGGCAGUCUUUGUUCUUUUUGGUUCUCUGAUCCCCACAAUUGUCUCCUACACCUACAUCAUUGCCACCAUCCUCAAGAUCCCCUCAGCUUCUGGCCGGAGGAAAGCCUUCUCCACCUGUGCCUCCCACUUCACCUGCGUCGUCAUUGGCUACGGCUGCUGCUUGUUCCUCUAUGUGAAACCCAAGCAGACCCAGGCAGCCGACUACAAUAGGGUGGUUUCCUUGAUGAUUUCGAUCGUAACUCCUUUCCUCAACCCUUUCAUCUUCACACUCCGUAAUGACAAAGUCAUAGAAGCCCUUCGGGAUGGAGUGAAACGCUGCUACCACUUCUUCAAGAGCUAGUCUUAUCCUGAGGUAUCUACAUGGCCAAAACACAUGUUACAAAUCCUGGAAUAAUCUGAGAAGACCAUCUCCGAGGUACACCACAAUCACCAUCAUUAUCAAAUAAUCUGUGUUCAAAGACUAAAUUGUGAUCACAUUUUUUUUUAUUAUAUUACCAGAUUCUCCCCCUCCC
Molecule: messenger RNA, 1866 nt
Organism: Mus musculus (house mouse)
Lineage: Eukaryota; Metazoa; Chordata; Mammalia; Rodentia; Muridae
Gene: Or9a4
Product: olfactory receptor family 9 subfamily A member 4
Exons: 3
Coding region: 750-1694 (314 amino acids)
Biological process (GO): detection of chemical stimulus involved in sensory perception of smell; G protein-coupled receptor signaling pathway; signal transduction
Cellular component (GO): plasma membrane; membrane
Molecular function (GO): G protein-coupled receptor activity; olfactory receptor activity
Source: RefSeq, a predicted model, not a curated record